Molecule: messenger RNA, 3583 nt
Organism: Mizuhopecten yessoensis (Yesso scallop)
Lineage: Eukaryota; Metazoa; Mollusca; Bivalvia; Pectinida; Pectinidae
Exons: 2
Coding region: 1018-2217 (399 amino acids)
Source: RefSeq, a predicted model, not a curated record
UACAUUAUGAAGCAACCGGGUCCGUCUUCGUAUUUUAUUUGAAGAAUUCAACAAACACACGAGCUGUUGACGAAAACAACACAUUUCUGCGAUCAUCAAUCAAGAAUCAAAAUGCUCCGAGCGGUAGCGUUCCAAAAUUUCAUAUACUUUCGGGAUCAUCAAUCACUGGAAUUCGAGGAUGGACCUAAUUUCAUCGUCGGACCGAAUGCAAGCGGGAAAACUGCCAUUUUUGAACUGAUCAGGAGAUGUCUAUCAAAUACUGCGAACGCUUCAACUUCGAGAGUAGCAGACAAACAUUCUCCUGCUUUUGUGAUAUGCAAGUUUGAAAUUACACAGAAGUUAUCAGACAAAGUUCCCGCGGGAUGCCAUGUUUAUUCAUGUCUGUAUAUAAAGCACUCGAAAGACGAUUCCAAGGAAAUGUACAAACUUGUUUGUAUCACUAACACGGACGGACAACAAGGGAAAUGUUAUCUUGAAUACUUCCAAAGUGUUAAUGUCUGUGGUCCACUACCAGAACCCAAAGCAUUUACCUUACCCACUAAUAGCACCGAAAUGUCACAGGAAUUAUAUAGUCUGAUAAAGAGUGAACGUUCACUUGAUAAUUUGGAUGGCAUGAUUCAGAAAAUGAUGGAAAGCAAACAACAACCUGAUAUGAAUAUAGAGCCUGGGGUCAGUGGAUGUGAAAAUAUUCUCCAGGCUAUACACGAGGCUGUUGUCGUUACCUUUCCCAUACGUUCUCCGGGGCCCAUACAAUAGAGCCAUAGUAGAAACAUUGGGGAAGGAAAUGAGCAUUACAAUGCAGCCUCAAACAAGGCGGAGAUACUUCAAGAGCUGCUACAAUCACCUGAUGUCGAUGAGGUAGAAGAAUCAAACCAAAUUUUCGAGACGAUUAUCCAUCCGUUAAAAUACCACUUCAAAACGAAUCCAGACUCAACCAUUACAGUUAAUGAUGGUGCACAAGAUAUACGAUUUCUGAAAGUACCGGAAGGAAUCAUUGAAGCAAAGCAAUUUUCCUUGAUGUUUGCACACAGGAAAUAUCAAACAUUAAUGUUAGAGGAACCGGACCGAGGCAUGCAUCCUCCCAUGAUUCAGAAGUUACGGGAUCUAGUAUUACGAAGGCACAACCAGGCCUGGAAGAUGGUGCUUGUGUUUACCUCACAUCAACCAGCGAUGAUCAACCGAUGGGCAAUGGACCGAAUGUACGUGUGCAGGAGAAAGAGGACGAACGACGGGAAGAUGAAACACUCCGUUUUCAGAUUAAAAAGGACAAUCGAAAACAUCUUUCAAGAACAGGACAAACUGAAGCAAAUGCUGUACUCUUCAAGUAUACUUUUUGUUGAAGGUAUCACAGACAAAACAGUGGUGGAAUCAAUAUUCGAUCGGGUGUUGGAGGCUGAGCACAUUGAUGAAGAAAUGCUCGAUUUGCAAAAGGUAGUUUCAGGAAUUCAAGUCAUUUCUAUCGACGGAUCAACACCAUACAAUGUUCUGAAAACGAUGGGAGAAAAACUCGAACUACCAUGCGCGUUCCUCUUUGACAGUGACAGCGUAUUUGAAUGUCAGACGAAAGUUCAGCCGAAAACUGGUGGAAAAAAAUGGAGAAAUUCAACUUUAUUUUGCGUUAGAAUUCUCCUCAAAAGAAUGAAGGAAAAACAUCACGGAGAUAGAGUGGAAAAAUCAAAGGAGAAAACGAAAGACGGAACAUUUGAACUAGUUAUGAAAACGCGUACAGCUAAUGAUCAGAAAAUACAUAAUGUGCUGGGCUUAAAGGAGAGCGAUUUAUCCGAUGUCAAGUGGACCACGGUUGAAUCGUUUAUAAGAUCUGUUGUACUGCCUGAAACGUUCGGGUUAAACUCAAAAGCAGCCGGACCUUAUACCUUACCAGAAAACAUCAAAGAUAGCAAGGAUGAGCAAUUAAUCAGAAACCACAUGAGAGAAGAGAAAAGGGUUUUCCUUUGGGAUUCUGGAAACCUUGAGGAUAUGAUUUGUAGAAGCAUUUUGGAUUCUGGAAAUCAGGCAGAUGAUCUCCUGCGAAAAGUUUUUCUAUGUGAAAAAUAUGACGAGGACGCAAGUACACUCAAAGAUCCGGUGAAGCAGACCCUCAAGCAAAUGGAUAUCACAACAGCAGAAAAACUUUCUGAAUGUCUGCUUAACAGUACUGAAAUGAAGGCAUUUUUUGAAUUUCUGAAGCAAAUCGAGGAAAAAAGACCACAGCUUUGAUACAAAAAAUUGUGUAAGAGCAACGUAUUUCUCCAUUAUUUGUUACUCUUGGACUGAAAGACAAUAGACAAAAGGAACAAUCCUAUAUAUGACAGACACAAUGACAAAGAGAUCCUUCUGGUGGAAGGAUAUAGGACGAUAUGAAGAUGGUAGAAACGAAUUUUAAGCCCAACAGGAAUUGGCCAGUAUAAUCUUUCCAGGAAACGAAAUUAUCUAAACAUUGAAAUGGUCAAGUCAAAGAACUUCAAAUUGACACACAAUUUAUUGAUUUCAUAUGACAGCCUUGGUGUUAAUUGUUUCUCAUUUCGUAAUAAACAUGCUGAUGUUUAUUGGCAUCAGUACGGCCGACACUGUGAACGUCGAGUAUGCGAAUCUACGGUCAAAAUUGAAGUGUUUGCGGUGUCCGACGUUCUCUACGAAAACGAUUUCCUGAAGUUCAUUUCCAUCCUGAUGAUAGUCGAUAACGUAAGUAAAAAAACCUAAACGAGUCAUUACAAUUCUAGGGAAUAGAGAUGUUGACAACAAAACCCCAGAAAUUAAGGAUUUGAUUAUAGCAAACAUUAAGUUAGUCAUGCUUUCAACAACUGAUCAGAUAUCGCUGUAGUAAGAAGGUAAGUGCGUACAUAGACGUAUACAUAGUAACAAACCACCCCGGUGUGAUCAUAUAAUUAUCACUGUAGUAAGAAGGUAAGUGCGUACAUAGACGUAUACAUAGUAACAGCACGACCCCGGUGUUACACCGAUCAUAUAUCACUGUAGUUAGAAGGUAAGUGCGUACAUAGACAUAUACAUAGUAACAACACGACCCCGGUGUUACACCGAUCAUAUAUCACUGUAGUAAGAAGGUAAGUGUUACAUAGACGUAUACAUAGUAACAACACGACCCCGGUGUUACACCGAUCAUAUAUCACUGUAGUAGGAAGGUAAUUGCGUACAUAGACGUAUACAUAGUAACAACACGACCCGGUGUUACACCGAUCAUAUAUCACUGUAGUAGGAAGGUAAUUGCGUACAUAGACGUAUACAUAGUAACAACACGACCCGGUGUUACACCGAUCAUAUAUCACUGUAGUUAGAAGGUAAGUGUUACAUAGACAUAUACAUAGUAACAACACGACCCCGGUGUUACACCGAUCAUAUAUCGCUGUAGUAAGAAGGUAAGUGUUACAUAGACGUAUACAUAGUAACAACACGACACCGGUGUAACACCGAUCAUAUAUCACUGUAGUAAGAAGGUAAGUGUUACAUAGAUGUAUGCAUAGUAACAACAUGACAACGGUGUUACACCGAUCAUAUAUCACUGUAGUAAGAAGGUUACUAUGUACACAAAUGUUAACGUAGAUUUCAAUUUCAAUAAAUUUUAUUG